AUGGAGGGCGAAGCGGGCGACCCGUACCGGCGACCCGCGCGGCGCACACAGUGGCUGCUGAGCGCCUUGGCUCACCACUAUGGGCUAGACCGCGGCGUGGAGAACGAGAUCGUGGUGCUGGCUACCGGUCUGGACCAGUAUCUGCAGGAGGUCUUCCACCAUCUGGACUGCCGGGGCGCCGGCCGCUUGCCGCGCGCCGACUUUCGCGCACUAUGUGCGGUACUGGGGCUGAACGCCGACGGGGAGGCGACCACCGAGGACGCAAAUUCCGCGGAGGCAGCCGCUAAGAACCAGGCUGCUGGAAUAGUCGCUGGCGGGGACGCGGACGCCAGGGAAGAGGCGCGCCUGGCUCUGCGCGCCGACCCUCCCGAACUCACUUUCCGCCAGUUCCACGCACGCCUCUGCGGCUACUUCAGUACCCGAGCGGGGCCCCGGCUGCCCCGAGGAGCUCUCAGCGAGCACAUCGAGACGCAGAUCCGCCUCCGCCGCCCGCGCCGCCGCCGCCGCCGGCCUGACUCGCCGAGCCUGCACGGAGGCGCCAAUGGAGAGCGUGUGGCACAUCUGGAGGAGGAAAACAGCAGCCUACGCGAGCUGGUGGAGGACCUGCGUGCCGCGCUGCAGAGCAGUGACGCGCGCUGCCUGGCCCUGCAGGUAGGUCUCUGGAAGAGCCAGUCGGACAUCCCGGAAGCAGCAGCGCACAAGCUGCAGCGGGCACAGGGUGCGCUGGCAGAGGCAGAAGCGCGCGCCCGGCGGCUGCAGCGGGGACAGGUGGAGGUGCGGCUGCGCACCGAGGAGGCCCGGCAGGCGGUGCGGCGCAGCUUGCACCGAGUGCGGGAACUGGAGGCACUGGCGCGGCGCGUUCCUCGCUUGCAGCGCCAGGUGCAGCGACUGGAGGCGGAGCUUAGACGUUACAGGUCGGAGAAACCUCAGCUCCUAAACCCCUCACAAGCCAGUGUACAGCCAGGAAACAACAAUGGUGAUCCUGUGACUAGAGGAACCAGAGCUGAGGACACCAAUCCAGGGGGAGCCCAGCAGCCAGACGCCAGCUUAAGGAGCAAGGACACAGAUGGAGCAGAAGAAGAGCAGCUGUUCCGCUCUGUGGAAGGCCAGGCCGCCUCUGAGGAGGAAGAAGAAGAAGAAGACGGGUGGCGGGGAAAGUCAAGGCCUCCACAGGCCCAUGUCGAGUCACCUCUGGUACAGCCCUCAGGCUGUGUGAGUAGGUGUGAUGAGCAGACAGCUGAGACGCUCAAGACUUCUUUUGGCCACUGUGAUGGUGCCGACCACAUCUGCACCCUGGAGCUGGAGACCCAUGUCAACAAGCUUGGGGAACAACUGCAGGCCCUGGGCUGCAGUGGAAAGAUGCUGCGAACACCGGAGGAGGAGGAGGCAGAACUGCAGCAGAUAGAGACGGAGCAUCUGAGGCUGGAGCUGCAGAUGGUGGAGACAGAGCGGGUACGGCUGUCGCUGCUGGAGGAGAAACUGGUGGAUGUGCUACAACUCCUGCAGAGGCUCCGGGACCUGAACAUAUCAAAAAGAGCCCUGGGGAAGAUUUUGCUGACUGCCCUGGACCGGAAUCCCUCACAGGAGGGUACACGUGGCACCUUGGCCAUCCUGGACACCUUGCACCAAGCCUUGGUUGGCUGUGAGCUCCUGCAGAGAAAUCCCUCAGCACCAGCGUCCACAGCUGCUGCGCACACGAACCCCUUCCUCAUCUCCUGCUGAGCUCACUGGUCCAGUCACGGGCCACCGUGGUCAUUCCAGCCGUCAUCAGAUCAGCCUUGGCCACAACCAGACUUGCCUCCAUGGUCAACCUGACAACCACGGGACUAGCAUUGGCAGUCACUGGACCAACCCUCACGGUCAGAUUGACUGCAUCACAGUAGCCUCCUCAGUCAUCCUAGGCACUGUCAGUCCAGCCUCCGUGGUCAGCCUGGUCACCGUCAGACUGUCUUCCGCCGUCUGAACACUCUCACAAGUGGUUUGACUGCUGCCACUUCCUCAGAACUCUGGCAGCCAAGGCUCCUUCCCAAACUGGGUCGAGCAGCUACUCCUCUCUUGAGUCUCUCACAUUCUCACAGAAGCCCCACACUGAAACCCUACAGUUGUAAGAUCAGCCUGAACCUGAGGCUGCUGGGCACAGUACACAGCAUGUUCCAGAACCUCUGCCCUGCUUGCUCCAGCUGACUGACCUGUGUUAUUUGGCCUGUUCAGGAAGGGCCAGUUCUGCACCCCAAUCCCUGCACCCUGAUCACUGCACCCCGAUCCCUGCACCCCAUCACUGCACCCCAUGUCACUAAAGGCUCAGCUCCUGGAAUUCCUCACCCAGCACAUGGAGUCAGCCUUUAGCAGAAGACGAUCAGACUGAAGAGACAAGCCAUCCCUGGUUGUCUCAGCAAGCCAGGAAGCAUCAGACUGGGAAUUUGAAACAACCAGUUACCUGGCAGUGCUAAUGGAAGAGGCCAACAGCAUGAAGACCAGAAGAGUAGCAAGCAGAGGAUAUGUGUUCCGUGGAAGAGUCAGGAAUUGCUAGGAAUCAAACCAGCUGCACAGAAUGAAGAACACUCUGGUAGGCUCAGAGAUCGCUGUCAGAGAUGAGGAGAGCCUAAGGGUAUGUCUUACAAACUUCUAAAGAUGAAAAGACUAGGAACAGGGAGCAGAAAAUACAAGAAUUGUUGGAUAACUA
Messenger RNA from Mesocricetus auratus (golden hamster), 2683 nucleotides. RefSeq names its product EF-hand and coiled-coil domain containing 1 (gene Efcc1). The record is from RefSeq and is a predicted model, not a curated record. The coding region runs from base 1 to 1722 and encodes 573 amino acids. Gene Ontology annotation, molecular function: calcium ion binding. NCBI's taxonomy places the organism in Eukaryota, Metazoa, Chordata, Mammalia, Rodentia, Cricetidae. The transcript has 8 exons.